This is a messenger RNA of Chaetomium fimeti, 2657 nucleotides long. RefSeq lists its product as uncharacterized. Lineage: Eukaryota; Fungi; Ascomycota; Sordariomycetes; Sordariales; Chaetomiaceae. The transcript is spliced from 7 exons. Gene Ontology annotation, biological process: carbohydrate metabolic process. The record is from RefSeq and is a predicted model, not a curated record. Gene Ontology annotation, cellular component: extracellular region. Gene Ontology annotation, molecular function: flavin adenine dinucleotide binding; oxidoreductase activity, acting on CH-OH group of donors; cellulose binding. The coding region runs from base 119 to 2611 and encodes 830 amino acids.
UUCAGGGAAAGGGGGGUCCGCCACGGGGGUUUAAGAGGGAAGGUGUAUCCUCAGUAGCCAUCUCCUCGUGUGCUUGUACGCCGGUAGAGUCGAGGUAAACUAGUCUCUGCACUCCAAGAUGAGGUCCUCCUCUCGCUUCGUUGGCGCCCUUGCGGCGGCGGCAUCGUUCCUGCCGUCUGCCCUCGCCCAGAACAAUGCUCCUGUGACAUUCACCGACGCGGACUCCGGCAUCAUCUUCAACUCCUGGGGCAUCGCCGACGGGGCUCCCCAAACCCAAGGCGGUUUCCAGUUUGGUGUAGCUCUCCCUGAGGAUGCUCUCGAGACUGACGCCUCGGAAUUCCUCGGUUACCUGCAAUGCGCGAGGACCGAAGGUGCGGGAUGGUGCGGUGUCUCCCUGGGCGGCCCCAUGACCAACUCGCUCCUCAUCACGGCCUGGCCGCACGAGGACACCGUCUACACCACCCUCCGCUUCGCGACCGGCUACGUCAUGCCGGAUCUCUACACGGGAGACGCCGAGAUCACCCAGGUCUCUUCCACCAUCAACGCGACCCACUUCACCCUGAUCUUCAGGUGCCAGAACUGCCUGCAGUGGAGCCAGGACGGUGCUGAGCGCAGCGCCUCCACGAGCUCCGGUGCCUUGGUCCUCGGUUGGGUCCAGGCCUUCGGCGAGGUUGUCAACCCCACCUGCCCGGACCAAAUCUCCCUCGACCAGCACGACAACGGCAUGGGCAUCUGGGGCGCCCAGCUCGAUUCCAACGCCGCCAACCCGUCCUACACCGCCUGGGCUGCCCAGGCCACCAAGACCGUCACUGGCGAGUGCGACGGCUCGACCCCGACCGACGUCAUCAGCGUCCCCGUGCCGACCGACGCCGUGUUCGACUACAUCGUCGUUGGCGGCGGUGCUGGUGGUAUCCCCGCUGCUGACAAGCUUAGCGAGGCCGGCAAGAAGGUUCUGCUCAUCGAGAAGGGCUUCGCCUCGACCGGCGAGCACGGCGGCACUCUCGGCCCCGAGUGGCUGGAGGGCACCGACCUUACCCGCUUCGACGUCCCCGGCCUGUGCAACCAGAUCUGGGUCGACUCCAAGGGCAUUGCGUGCGAGGACACCGACCAGAUGGCCGGUUGCGUUCUCGGUGGCGGUACCGCUGUGAACGCUGGUCUGUGGUUCAAGCCUUACUCUCUCGACUGGGACUUCAUCUUCCCCACCGGCUGGAAGUACCGUGACGUCCAGGCCGCCAUCAACCGCGUCAUCAAGCGCAUCCCGGGCACUGACGCCCCCUCGACCGACGGCAAGCGCUACUACCAGGAGGGCUUCAACGUCCUCGCUGGCGGUCUGACUACCGGUGGCUGGAGCAAGGUCACGGCCAACUCGGCCCCCGACAGCAAGAACCGCACCUUUGCCAAUGCCCCCUUCAUGUUCUCCGGCGGUGAGCGCAACGGGCCCCUCGCCACCUACCUGACCAGCGCCAAGAAGCGCAGCAACUUCAACCUCUGGCUCAACACCUCGGUCAAGCGUGUCAUCCGUGAGGGUGGCCACAUCACCGGUGUCGAGGUCGAGGCUUACCGUGACGGUGGCUAUGCGGGUAUCGUGCCCGUCACCAGCGUUACCGGCCGUGUCGUUCUAUCCUCGGGUGCUUUCGGGAGCGCCAAGAUCCUGUUGAGGAGUGGUAUCGGCCCGACUGACCAGCUCGAGGUUGUCAAGAACUCGGAGAAGGACGGCCCGACCAUGAUCAGCAACUCGUCGUGGAUCAACCUGCCGGUUGGCUACAACCUGGAUGACCAUCUUAACACUGACACCGUCAUCACCCACCCCGAUGUUUCGUUCUACGACUUCUACGCGGCGUGGACCGACCCCAUUGUGGCCGAUAAGGACAGCUACCUCAACAGCCGCACUGGCAUCCUUGCCCAGGCCGCUCCCAACAUUGGUCCUAUGAUGUGGGAGGAAAUCAAGGGUGCUGAUGGCAGAGUCCGCCAGCUCCAGUGGACUGCCCGUGUCGAAGGCAGCCUUGACACCCCCAACGGCAAGGCCAUGACCAUCUCCCAGUACCUCGGCCGUGGCGCUACCUCGCGUGGCCGCAUGACCAUCACCCCCGCCCUCACCACCGUCGUCUCGGAUGUCCCCUACCUCAAGGACCCCAACGACAAGGAGGCCGUCAUCCAGGGUAUCAUCAACCUGAAGACGGCCCUCAACACCGUCGAGGGCCUGACCUGGACCUUCCCCAACGCGAGCGUCUCUGCCCGCGACUACGUCGACAACAUGGUCGUCGCCACCAGCAACCGCCGCGCCAACCACUGGAUGGGCACCAACAAGAUCGGCACCGACGACGGGCGCAGCGGCGGCAGCGCCGUCGUGGACCUGAACGCCAAGGUGUGGGGCACGGACAACCUGUUCGUCAUCGACGCCUCCAUCUUCCCCGGCGUCCCCACCACCAACCCGACCUCGUACAUCGUCACGGCGUCGGAGCACGCCUCCCACCGCAUCCUCGGCAUGCCCGCCCUCAAGGCCGUGCCCCGCUACGGCCAGUGCGGCGGCCGCCAGUGGACCGGCAGCUUCGUCUGCGCCGCCGGCUCCACCUGCAAGGCCCAGAACGCCUACUACUCGCAGUGCUUGUAAGCAUGGGGCGUAGCAUAGCAUCAUGGUGUUGGGGUUUUAUCAGGGG